AUGAAAAGUAAUGAUGUAACUAAUAGUAGCAGUAAAGAGCAAAAAAAUGAGAAAAAAGAAAAAUUUUACGUGUUAGGAAUGUUUCCAUAUCCUAGUGGUAUGUUACAUAUGGGUCAUGUGAGAGUUUAUACUAUUAGUGAUACUAUUGCAAGGUUUAAAAAAAUGCUAGGAUAUGAGGUGAUUCACCCAAUGGGAUGGGACGCAUUUGGUCUUCCAGCAGAAAAUGCUGCAAUUGAACGCGGAAUUAAUCCUGCAGAAUGGACUAUCAGUAAUAUUGAAACUAUGAAAUCUCAACUAGGAAAAAUCCUUGCUGAUUUUGAUUGGGAAAGGGAAGUAACUACUUGUAAUAAAGAUUAUUAUAAAUGGACGCAAUACCUCUUUCUUCAAAUAUAUAAAGCCAAUUUGGCUUACCAAAAAGAAGCUAUAGUGAAUUGGGAUCCAAUUGAUCAAACAGUUUUGGCAAAUGAACAGUCAUUAUUGAAUGAUCUUGAUUUGUUGAAUGAUUGGCCAGAACAUGUUAAACAAAUGCAAAGAAAUUGGAUUGGAAAAUCUGAAGGUGCAGAAUUUGAUUGUCCAGUUACGGAAAUAAUAGAAAAUAUUAGACCACUAACAGUCACAAAAGAAAUUGUAGGACAUAAAAAAGAAGCCAAAGAAAAAUCAGACUUUGAACAAAUUUUCAGAGAAACCACCCAAGAAAGGGAAAAUAAGAAAAGAAGAAGAGAGCAAAAUAGAACUUCACAAAAGAAUUAUAAAGAACAACAAAGUAAAUACAUUGAAAGAAUGGAAAAGAUAAUUGAAAAAUACAAAGAAAGGUUCAAAGAAAUUGAAGAAAAAAUUGAAAGUCUAGUAAAAGGAGAACCAGUAGAAACAGGUAGCACUCGAGAAAAAGAGACUCAAACUGAAGAAAAAAUAUACACUCAAAAAGAAGUUGAUACAAUAAUAUGGAGAACAAGGCAAUUUACCAAAAUAUACGAAAAAGAGAUACAAAAAAUAGAGAUACAAAGAGAACAAGACAAAAAAGAUGAAAAGGAACUGGCAAUAAUACUGGAUAUUCUGAAUAAUGAUAUUGUCAGUUAA
Entrophospora sp. SA101 is the source of this 1077-nucleotide messenger RNA. NCBI's taxonomy places the organism in Eukaryota, Fungi, Glomeromycota, Glomeromycetes, Entrophosporales, Entrophosporaceae. The record is from the annotation of a GenBank genome assembly.